UCAUGACGCAACUGAACUCUACUACGUUGCAAUUAAAUAUUGUGAAAAUGAGAUUACUAUUUAUAUUCAUCGAGAAAAUAUUCUUUAAUAACGUUAAUAUUAGAUUUAUACGUUCGUAAGAAUAAUUAUUAGGUUAGAAACAAUUUUUCCAGCGAAUUAUUGGAUAAACGUACCUUUUUCCUACAUCAUUGAAUUUACGAUCGAUUUGAUCUAUGCUAUUUCGUAGAGAAAAGUUAUAUGAUAAUAAGAAGAUAAUCUUAAAAUGUUAUUUGAUAAAAACUAGAUGUUGUCAGUGAGGUUAGGAUUAAAAAUUCACUGAAUACAUUAACAAUGCAAACUUCUGUAUUUUCAAGUUUUUCAAAAAUGUGUCUUGUAAAGUCUGAUGAAGCGUAUUUAAAUAAGACUACUUUGCAGUUUGGAGGAAAAAUGAAAACAUCAUUGAAGAUGUCGUUAAAAGAAAUGUAUAAGUUUUUAAUGUUCAAUAAUUUCUCUUAGAAAUUGUAAAAGCCAUGAGUAAUCGGAUAACAACAAGGAUAAUGAAAAGAAUGGAAACAAGACUUAGACUGAGGAAGAAAGAGUUGUCUGAGACAUUGUUUUUUGACAGUAAGAUAGUCUUUCACAAACAAUGCCAUGGAUUCCAAAUUAUUAUGAUCAUAUUAUAAGAUACUAUGAAUAUGAUCUGGAUGUUAUUAAAAAAAGCUGGAUGUACAAUCUUCUUGCAUAUAGUUUUAACGGAUGACAUGCUACUUCAAAACUUUUCUUCAAUCAAUUGGUGUAAUUAUAAAAUAGUUGGAGCAGAGCUAUAUCUACAAUAAUACUUUACCUGAGCCUGUUAUAUUGACUGUGAGGUCAUUUUACAGAGAUUUGAUAAAUUCAGAUCUAGUGAAGAAAUGUCUUGCAGAGAAAGUACUAUGUUAAUGAAUUGUUCAAUAAUGUUAUAUGAACAAGAAUACCAAAAAAUGUAUUCGUAGAGUCUCAUACAUUGAAGCUUGGAGUAUAUGAUGCUGUCAUCCUAUUUAAUGAUGAUAAUUCAAGCAGAUUGGAAGAGAUAAGGGAUAAAAUGGUCAUACUAAAGGAACUGAAUAAAAAAUUAAUUUGGAAAAAUAGAAACGAUGGAAGUGUCAUUAAAAGAGAUUGAACAAGAAGUGUUUUUUAAGAACGUCAACAAUUAUUUAGGAAAAAAGUAAAAUUCCAAAUCCAUUUAGGAAUUUUACUAUGGCCAAAGUAUAUUUAUAAUCUGAGGAAUAAACUUUAUUGGAAAAUUAUUGAUCGAGAAAUUGUUGAGAUAUAAUAUAUCUCGAUAUCAGCUGAAUUUAUCUUUUGAUACGUUCAAAAAAAGGGAACAAUGUGUGUUGUGAUUAUUGACGAGAGCUUUUUUGAAAAUGCGCUUCUCGCACCGGACCAGCGAUGACAGACGAUUCGCACGGAGGAAAUGUCCGCCGUCUUGUCCUUGUUGUUCGAACUAUAGAAAUCCACUGGUCGCGAUGAAUAAAAGGCGGCGGCAUUAGGCUAGGAUACCGUUGUAGGCCAUUAGCAAAAUACUGCUCGCCGCGUUCCAGCAAAUUAAUGGGAGAACGCGAGUUCUUUCAAAGGAUCCCGUGAGAAAUGGAGAAGUAAUUGCGAUAUGUAAAUCUCAUCGUGUAUUUGAUUGGAUGAGUUACAAUUGUUUGUAUGUCUCUUGUAUGAUGCAUAGUUAGCUGAACUGAUUGCUUGAGAGCUUAGACGUUGUGAGUCUGAAAGAUGGAACUUGACUCCUCAGAUGUUGUGAGUCUGAAAGAUGGCGGAGUUUGACCUAUGGAAAGGAAAAGAAUAAAUGCCCCAUUGGUCGGAGAUAGUUCGUUGGAAUGUUUGAACAUUCCAUGUGUGCUCCUUUGUUCUAAUGAUCGUGAUUGGAGUAUGACAAUGAAUAGUUCAAGGCUAGGCGCAGAUAGCCCUUAGCUUAUUGAGCCUAGGCUUCUACUUUUACUGUUUAUUUAUUGGCCGAGUCGACACAUUAUCGAAACCCAGCCGAUAGGUUCCCAAGGAUGACUGUUUCCAAUGGUGUUAUAUGAUCCUUAAGAGAAAGUACCGUGAACAAUGGAGAGAUGCACAUGUACGUCAACGCAAGGAAGAAUUCAUUGAAGAUUUCUGUAAGAAUGAGCUUCGUUUGAAGAACAUUUGCAUGCGGUCUAAGAGACAAGGAAGGAACGAUCGUUUGAAACAUUUGUUGUAACAUUGUUUUCUAAGUGCAACUAUUUUAAUUCUAAAAAAUGGAAAAUAAAUAUGAAAAUAUCUGUGGAAAUGUAAAAAUGAUGAAAAAGCUGUGGGAAAGAAACGAACAGGAUAAUAAUGGUGACAUAGAUAGUUUUAAAACAAUUGACAAGGAUUCGUAUUACGUAAAUUCUAACAAACUGACACCAAUACAAACAUUUUAUGAUGGAGAAAGUAUAUUAAUAACCGGUGGGACAGGAUUUCUUGGAAAAUUAUUAAUCGAAAAGUUAUUAAGAGGAUGUCCAGGUAUAAAGUGUAUUUAUUUAUUGAUACGUUCAAAAAAAGGGAAGAAUGUGUCUCAGCGCUUGGAAGAGAUGUUCGAAAAUGCGUUAUUUUCAAGGCUUAAGGAGAAAGAACCGACAUUUCAAAAUCGAAUAAUCCCAAUCGAAGGCGAUUGUAGCUUAUUGAAUCUUGGUAUAUCGAUAAUCGACAAUGAUAAACUCAUAAAAGAGGUAUCCAUUAUUUUUCAUGUUGCUGCAACCGUAAAAUUUAACGAGAAAAUAAAAUUGGCGACGGCUAUCAACGUUCGAAGUUUGAAGGAUUUGAUAAACUUAUCGAAGAACAUGCCGAAAUUAAAGAGUUUCGUUCAUGUGUCAUCCAUUUACGCCAAUUGUAUGCAGAGUUUGAUUGAAGAGAAAUUUUACGAACCACCGAUGGAUCCUGAUAAAUUGAUAAAUUUGGUUGACAGCAUCAAUGACAAAUUACUCGAUGAAAUUACACCGCGAUUACUCGGUAUAUGUCCGAAUUCUUACGUGUACACGAAAGCUGUUGCCGAGAAUGUCGUGAAAAAGAAUAUUGGGAUAAUACCAAUUGGAAUAUUUCGUCCAGCAAUUGUAAUAUCAACUUAUCGAGAACCCAUUCAAGGAUGGGUUGAUAAUAUAUACGGACCAAUUGGAAUUGGAUUAAGCAUUGGACUUGGAUUAAUGCGAGUAUUACAUUGUGAUGGUUCAGUAAAAGUUAGUUUAGUACCGUGCGAUAUGGUGAUCAACGGUUUAAUUGCUAGCGCCUGGGACAUUGCAUAUAAUCAAAGAUUGAACGACACUCCUAUUUACAACUAUGUAUCUAAGGAUAAUCCAAUAACUUACGACGAUUUAAAGAACAAGUCUGUCAAAUAUGGAGUACAAUUUCCUACUGCAAAAGCGAUUUGGUAUUAUAGCUUUAGAAAUAUAAAACAUCGGUCGGUUUAUAUCUUUUACAUGUACUUUCUACAUUUAUUACCAGCUUUUAUUGUGGAUACGUUCGCUUUGUGCAUCGGUAAACAGCCAAGGUUUCUUAAAAUAUAUAAAAAAAUUCACCAAUUUUCGGAGGUAAUUAAUAAAUUUUCUACAACCGAAUGGCAGUUUACGAAUGAAAGAUGGGAGGAACUUUUAAAAAAAUUAACAAUGGAAGAUCGUCGAUUGUUUUUCUGUGACAUAAAGGAACUAAUAUGGGAUACUUUUUUUGAAAAAUAUAUCUUAGGGAUAAGAAUAUACGUCUUAAAGGAUCCCAUUGAAACACUUCCUCAAGCUCGUAUAAAAUGGCGAAGGCUUUACUGGAUUCAUCAAACAUUGAAACUUAUUAUCGCCUUUGUUCUUUUAACGAUAACAUGGGCUAUAAUUUUAAGACUAUUUAUAAUUAUUGACUAUGUGUAAAAUUAACACAGCGACAUUAAUUAUGGCAACCGAAAAAAAAAAUCGUAAUUGAUGCGUUUUACCAUAAUAAAAGAAUCAAAGAUCUGUUUUAUUAAAUGCAUCCAUAAUAAAUGAUAUCAUUUAUGGGAUAAAGAUACAAUUAAUAUAAAAAUGC
This is a messenger RNA of Vespa velutina, 4035 nucleotides long. Its product is annotated as fatty acyl-CoA reductase wat-like. Gene Ontology annotation, biological process: long-chain fatty-acyl-CoA metabolic process. The transcript is spliced from 15 exons. Gene Ontology annotation, cellular component: peroxisome. Lineage: Eukaryota; Metazoa; Arthropoda; Insecta; Hymenoptera; Vespidae. The record is from RefSeq and is a predicted model, not a curated record. Bases 2250 to 3881 code for a protein of 543 amino acids. Gene Ontology annotation, molecular function: alcohol-forming very long-chain fatty acyl-CoA reductase (NADP+) activity.